CAUUGGAGUCUAUUCAACUGUAAGAGCUAUUAUCUACCUAAUGACAUCGUUCGAAAUAAUAUCAUAUCUGUUAGUUACAUAAGAUUGAACAAGACGAGAUGUAUUGUUAUGGUAAGCUGGACUGACACUGCGCUACAUUUGUGACGUAGGAUUGACGACAGUACCGAAUCAGCACGUCAUGGUGAAGCGAAACAUAUAAAGACACCAACAAAAUAGUAUCGAUGACCACAAAAUGGGGAUCUAUGACGGCUUGUAAAUACCUAGUAAUGCUCAUAGAGGGUAAACUAGUCUUCUCUACGAGACUGGCUGGUAUCAUUUAGAAAGGCCAGUCGACCAGGCGUGAUAUAUCGUGAUUUGCAAAUACUCCUAUAAAAAACUGUUUAUAUUCAAAUGCAGGCUUCCUUACACAUGUUUGGCGGUGUGCUCUCCCGAACCUCUCCGGUCCGUCCCGUCGUGUAUCGUUUGAGCCACUCUCUGAUCUAUUCACUGAGAACCAGUUCGAGUUUGGCAACAUUUUCGACGUGGGCUGCUCGACAAGCUACGUCGAGACAGGGGAUACUGUUAGAGGGUAUGAAGGCCAUCAAGGUAUGUCUUCAUGGCUUAUGGAUGGCUGCAUAAUGCCUAUCUCCUUCAAUACUAGGAAUAGAGAACUCUGGAGGCCAUUCAGUUUGGACCAAGUUCCUGAUCUGACGGGAAAGGUUGCCGUCAUUACAGGCGGGAGCGAAGGUAUUGGCUAUGGUUGUACUUAUACACUACUGAAGCACAACGUUGCUAAAGUUUAUAUCCUUUCCAUAUCCGAAGAUGUUGUAGAGGGCGCUGAGGAAGCCAUCGCAAAGGAUCUGGGCCAAGAGGUAGCAGAUAGAACCAAGUGGAUGCAGUGCGACUUAUCAGAUUGGGAGAGAGUAAAAGAGAUGGCCGAAGAGAUCACGAAGGACAGCGACAGACUGGAUAUUCUGAUAAACAACGCAGGACGGGGGAUUAUGACCUAUCAGCUCACAGACUAUGGCGUCGAUAGACACAUGGCCGUUAAUCAUAUUGGCCAUGUGAUCCUCACAUCUCGCUUACUUCCACUAAUGAAGCAGACCGCAGAGAAAGGUAAUAUUGUUCGCAUAUCCAACCAGGCGAGCAACAUGCACCAAUCAACGCCCAGCGACACAGAAUUUGAGAGCCUAGAAGAGUUGAACCGCGACCUCGGUCCUAAUGCACAAUACGGACGUAGCAAACUUGCGGCUAUCCUAUACGCUAGAUAUUUUGCUCGGAAGGUGACGAACGCGGGUCAUCCCAACAUACUCAUGAAUGCGACCCAUCCGGGAUUCGUGAGUACAAAGAUGAGCAAGGAAGACAUCUUUGAACCUUUCCCCCUGGGCGGGUACGCGAUGGCUGUCGGCCUCGAGCCUUUUAAAAAGGAUCAAUUCCAAGGAGCCGUAUCAACCAUGUUUGCGGCGACAUACACAGGGGAGUCGGGCCAAUAUAUUUGUCCGCCAGCUGUGCCGGAGCCGGGAAGUAAGUUGGCGCAGGACGAUGCACUCGCGGAUAGGUUAAUGGAAUUGACCUGGAAAGUCGUCAUGGAUAAAAUGAAGAGCCAGGUUGUUGAACGGGAUUGUCCUCUUGAUGACCUAGGUAGCCAGAUAAUCUAUAUCACACAACCAUAAAAUAUUUCCAUGCUGCCUUGUCGAAUAGUGCAGGUGCUGAACUGGAUCAUAUGGAGGAUGUUAAGGUGCACACGAGUGAAGAGUGAAAAUUCCACGUUCCCCGAAAAUGGAGGUCAAUACUUCUUACAGGUACCUGGAGCCCGUGGUAAUGCAGGUACGUACUGUUUGGUUCGCAAAAAAGGAAAGCGGUCAGAUUAUUUUAGGGAAGCCACCGAUACUGCC
Messenger RNA from Daldinia decipiens, 1874 nucleotides. Its product is annotated as retinol dehydrogenase 12. The coding region runs from base 588 to 1652 and encodes 354 amino acids. The record is from RefSeq and is a predicted model, not a curated record. The transcript is spliced from 3 exons. Lineage: Eukaryota; Fungi; Ascomycota; Sordariomycetes; Xylariales; Hypoxylaceae.